GGCACUUUUAGCAGGCUCGCCCUUAAAAUAUGAAAGAUAGAAGAAUAUAUAUCAUGUCUAGAUUUUGUGCUUCGAUAGUAUUCUCUCUUCUUUUCGACUUCGGGUCAUGCAUUACAUUUCACCUGCCGGUAAACGUCAACAGAUGCCUACGGGAGGAAAUCCACAAAGACGUGCUCGUUACGGGCGAAUACCAAGUUAGCGACCAGCCGGACGCAAACACCAUCCUGAAGAUCACGGACUCAUCCGGUCACACGCUGUACACCAAGGAGGACGCAACCAAGGGGAAGUUUGCCUUUACAACAGAGGAUUAUGAUAUGUUUGAAGUUUGCUUCGAGAGUAAAUAUCCCAUGGGCACUGGGAGGGUCCCGGACCAACUGGUCACACUGGACAUGAAGCAUGGUGUGGAGGCAAAGAAUUAUGAGGAGAUUGCAAAAGUGGAGAAGCUGAAGCCUCUGGAGGUGGAGCUACGACGUCUUGAGGACUUGUCAGAGUCCAUCAUAAACGACUUCGCCUACAUGAAGAAGCGAGAGGAGGAGAUGCGAGACACAAAUGAGUCCACCAAUACACGAGUCUUGUACUUCAGUGUCUUUUCCAUGUGCUGCUUGACUGGAUUGGCAACAUGGCAGAUCUUUUACUUGCGACGAUUCUUCAAGGCAAAGAAACUGAUUGAGUAAAAGUUCAUCAAAUGCAGCCUGGCCCAUCACAACUGAUAACUGAAUCGUUGGACUCAGUCUAGGAAUAUCUACAUGGGCACUCUGGCAACUCUGUCUCCUUUCAGACCAUCCACCUGUUUUGUAUCGAAAUUAAGUUAUUUCUUUUGUUAUUGUUUUUUUUUAGAUACUUAACGUAACUCAUUAUGCUUAGUUCUGACAGACUUGCUGUUUUAUAUUCAUAGGCAAUAGUCUGUUAUACUAUACAGUAUUUGUCCGUGGUAUAUAUCCGGAUAUACCAAGUCCAGUUGCACUUGAUUCAACUCCUUUGGAUAUACAGUAUUUGAUUUUAACAGUUGUAAAAUGAGAUGUUAUUUUCGUAUAUAUUCUAGGUCUCCCAAUGAUUUUUCCAAUUGCUUCAGUUAUAAAAGAUUUUCCUGUCAGGUCCAUCAGUGUUUUUAUAAUAAAAGGACAUCUCAAAUUGUUAUUAAGGCAUGUUAAUCAUGGAAAAGAAAUGUUCAAU
This is a messenger RNA of Lampris incognitus (smalleye Pacific opah), 1173 nucleotides long. Its product is annotated as transmembrane emp24 domain-containing protein 10-like. The record is from RefSeq and is a predicted model, not a curated record. The transcript has 5 exons. Bases 30 to 674 code for a protein of 214 amino acids. Lineage: Eukaryota; Metazoa; Chordata; Actinopteri; Lampriformes; Lampridae. Gene Ontology annotation, biological process: intracellular protein transport; endoplasmic reticulum to Golgi vesicle-mediated transport; Golgi organization. Gene Ontology annotation, cellular component: endoplasmic reticulum-Golgi intermediate compartment; endoplasmic reticulum; Golgi apparatus.